UGCGCGCAAGGCUAUAAAUUAAGGCAUGAUCGAUAGGUGCGAGAGAGCAAAGGAAGAGGAGCUCCCAGUUGUCUGUCCAUUCAUCGGCUCCACAGGUGAUUCAGUAUAUAAUUUUGAGUAAAUAUCUAGAAAUGGAGAAGAUGGAUCACACUUUGCCAGCGGCUCCUUUCGUGGCGAAGACGUAUGAGAUGGUAAGCGACCCGAGGACGAAUUUGCUGAUCCGGUGGGGGAAGGGGGACAACAGCUUCCUCGUGCUCAAUCCCAGUGACUUCUCUCAGCUUCUUCUGCCCUUGUACUUCAAGCAUAAUAACUUCUCCAGCUUCGUCCGCCAGCUUAACACUUACGGAUUCAGGAAGGUGGAUCCGGAUAGAUGGGAAUUUGCUCAUCUGUCGUUCCUCAGAGGGCAGAUUCACCUCCUCCCUCGGAUCACACGAAGGACCAAGAAGAGCCAAUUUUACGAUGCUGCCAGCAGCAGUAGCGGCGGCGGUAUCAACAACGAUGAGAAGAAAGACACGGCAGCGGCUGCGGAGAUGGAAGGGGAAGUGGAGGACGUGGUGCUGCUGCGGGAGCUCCACCGGCUACGGCAAGAUCAGAUGGUGCUCGACGAAGAGCUCCAGCGGAUGAGCAAGCGGUUGCAGGCGACCGAGAGGAAGCCGCGUCAGAUGCUCUCCUUCCUCGUCCAGAUGGCCAAAGAGCCUCAGCUCGUGUCCAGACUCGUCCACUCUAAGAAGCUGCAGUACUCGGCGGCGGCCAAGAAGAGGCGUCUGGCGAGCGUCAUGCCGUCGCUGACUCCUCCACACCCGCCGCAGGAGCUCCCUGUUCUAGUCUCAGAGGCCUUCCAACAAACAGUUCGUGAGCCAGCGUUACUCACACAAGUAUACCCUGGCGUUGCCAUCCAUAAUACCUUCAACCCUAUUCCGGCUGGUAACGUCGUCAACCCACACGAGUUUGGACUCGACGCGAGUUCAGAGACGACGGCAGCAGCCGCAGCAGCCAAUUUCCCGUUCUCUUUACUUGGCCACGUAUUUUUCUAAUGUUUAAUUAAUGACAAAGCACCGCUCCAAAUCCAAUCUGGCGCCUGUGCGUUAGGAAGAUAUUUGUGUACUUUUCAUGAAGUAGAUCAGCGUUAUGAAAAUCUUUGAACGCCAUAAAGGUCAGAAAUGAUAACAAAGAUUUACCCUUAGUUGAAUAUUUA
Zingiber officinale is the source of this 1195-nucleotide messenger RNA. RefSeq names its product heat stress transcription factor C-1a-like. Gene Ontology annotation, molecular function: RNA polymerase II cis-regulatory region sequence-specific DNA binding; DNA-binding transcription factor activity. Gene Ontology annotation, cellular component: nucleus. The transcript is spliced from 2 exons. Bases 132 to 1034 code for a protein of 300 amino acids. The record is from RefSeq and is a predicted model, not a curated record. Gene Ontology annotation, biological process: regulation of transcription by RNA polymerase II. NCBI's taxonomy places the organism in Eukaryota, Viridiplantae, Streptophyta, Magnoliopsida, Zingiberales, Zingiberaceae.